AUUUCGCGAAACUUUAAAACCAUUAAGCUAUAAAAACAAUGUUGGUGCCGAAGUUAGUACUAGUACCGGCAUAUGCGUAUUGUAGUUCCGUCUAAAAAUGUUAACGCGUUCGGAGAAGUUUGACAGUUGUUCGUGCGGGCAAUGGCGAUUUUUGUAUUUAAUAACUUUUAUAACCGUUUUAGCAUACUUCUACCUGUACCUUAAACGGAGACGAUUUCAAAAUAUUACUUCAAAUAUACCAACGGUUUUUGGAAUACCAUUUAUUGGAGUAGUAUAUAAAUUGAUACCCAUAAAACGGUUUUUGUAUGCAAUAAGUUCGUAUUUUGAAGAACUUAAUACUUCAACAUAUGCAGUGUGGCUCGGAAUAAGUCCAAUAAUUAUCACGAUAGAUCCAGAAAUAAUAAAGACAGUUACAUCGUCUGCGGAGUUUUUGAACAAAGCGGAAACGUUAUACGACCCUCUUGAUGGUGCUGUACCGGAAGGGAUCAUUACUAGCAAAGUUAAUAAAUGGAAACACAAUCGCAAAUUAAUGAAUGGGUUUUUCAACCACAAGGCGCUGAUGAGUUUUAUUCCUGUAUUUAACCGAGGCUCGAAUAUAGCUGUGAACCGUUUAAGAAAAAUGUCUGGUCGCGGCGAGCACAAAUUAUUUGAUCUCAUCAAACGUGUCAUACUGGAGGUAUCGAUAGAAACUACCAUGGGAAUCGAAAUGAAAGAAGGAUCCACGGAAAACAAGGAGCUGGUAGAAUCAUUUAGUAUCAUGAUGAACAGAAUUGCCAAAGUUGCAGUGUGUUCCACCAUGGGUCUCGGUUUCUUAGCACGCACUUCCAGUUAUUAUAAAUCAAUCCGUUUCCUACGAAAGUUUCUAAAUAAAUUAAUAGAACAGCAUACGGACAACAAUAACACUUCCCGUAAUAGUGAAACUUGGACAGAUGGCAAAGAAAGCAUGAGUUCAUUCUUGGAAAUCGCUCUGAAUUAUUGUGAACGGGGACAAUUACAAAGGGAGGAUGUUAUCAUCGAAUCAAUCAGUUUGAUUGGCGCGUCGUUCGAAACAGUUGCCACAUCAAUUUAUUCGGCUUUGUUAAUGUUAGCCAUGCAUCCGGAUGUACAAGAAAAUCUCUUUCAAGAAAUCUAUACGUUAUCUCCAGAAAAGAACAUGAAAGUUACCUACGAACAUCUGAAACAAGUUCCUUAUCUAGAUAUGGUCGUGGAGGAAACGUUACGUCUUAUGCCAUCCAUACCAGUUGUAGGACGGGAAACUAUUCACAAAACGAAAUUAACAUCUCAAAUGGUUUUGCCACCGAAAAUGCAAGUGAUAAUUCCUAUUUUUAGUUUGCAUCGUUCUAAAACUUGGUGGGGCCCCGAAGCUCACCUUUUCAAUCCUAAUAAUUUCUUACCAGAAAAUAUUGCCAAAAGACAUCCGUAUGCAUACAUGCCAUUCUCGAAAGGAGCCAGAAAUUGUGUUGGCUGGCGAUAUGCGGAAAUUGCAGUAAGAAUUUCUCUAAUCGCGCUCGUGCGGAAUCUCAAAUUCUCAACAUCUUUCAAAUACGAAGAUUUACAUUUUGUCGACCAUAUAAGUUUGUUGUAUGAUGUGGAGCCAAAUUUACAAGUAGAUUUAAGGGAAAUUUAA
This is a messenger RNA of Anastrepha ludens (Mexican fruit fly), 1627 nucleotides long. Its product is annotated as probable cytochrome P450 313a4. Lineage: Eukaryota; Metazoa; Arthropoda; Insecta; Diptera; Tephritidae. The record is from RefSeq and is a predicted model, not a curated record. The transcript has 8 exons. Gene Ontology annotation, molecular function: monooxygenase activity; heme binding; iron ion binding. The coding region runs from base 98 to 1627 and encodes 509 amino acids.